CUACAAUAGUUGAGUCAGGGACCAGAACAGCAAAUGCAUUCAAUAAAGGUUAUUGUAUUUUGUUUCACCCUGAAAUUUCACCCAAAAACACAACUUUGCAAAACUUUUUGUGAGUACUUUAAGUAGUGGAUAUAAAAAUGCAGAUAAAAGCUGACUGAAUCCAAAGCUUUGAGGAAUAUGAAAAAGGGAUGUCAUCUUUCCUGUUAGCUGUCACGUUGUUCUAAACAACAGAGGUAAACUAGGCCAAUCAAGAUAAAGGCAUAUAAUGGCAUCAUAAAAGAAGGCGGUUACAAUGAGGUGUUCGCUGUAACUAAAGAGACUACUGCUCCCAACCCCAGUCAGACAACUUCUAAAAAAGUAGAGAAACACAAGCACUCCAAUAAGCCGUGAGGAGCAACAAAGCCAACUGGACACACAGGAUAGGAAAAGUAUUCCCUGGAACAUCUUGAGCAAAGCACUGCUGGGCCUUCAAAACAAGCAAUCAACAAUGCAUGUCAUUGUCCGUAGAUGGGAGGAGGACAGCGACUUGCACAUAGACUACAUAUCGGACUAUGUGAUACUUCUGGUUUCCAAGUUAGCAUUAAAUGUCUUUGUUUUGUGCUACACCUGCAGUCGUGACUACACCUGCUGGCAUGGCAUUAGCAGUCUGUCCGUUGUUCUGGCUGACCUUGUGGUGGGAAUGUUCAUGGUCAAAAUUUGGUUAUUUGGACCUGAUGACAUUGCAGUUCCCCUCUGCUCGCUUUUGACUUUUACUUCAAAAACAUAUGAAGCUUUGCCACUGCCCUUGAUGGGCCUGUAUUUGUGGGACCUUUGGUUAGAAGACACCUGCUGCAACAAUUGGAAAGCCUCAUACAAGGUAGUCAAGAAUAUAGCACUGACCACUGUAUUGUGGAUCAUUGCAGUUCUAAAUGCCAAUAGGGCUGUAAAAGUAAAUCUGAUAGAGCAAAGGACUGCGGCUGAUAAAAAGGUUUUAUUGUGUGAGGUGCAGGAUGCAACACUAGUCACCUACUUUGCCUUACUUAUUUUCAGUGUCAGCAUUUGUUUGAUGCUGCCCUACUGCUCAUGGAUUCCACAAUGGAUCAGCGAGGCUGAGAGGAUGUUUGAAGCAAGGGAAAAACAUAAGAUGAAAAAUUUGGUCACAUUAAACCAAUGUGCACGGAUGACCCCGCUUGAGCUAAUGGAGACCCCCAUGCCACGACCACCACUGUGGCUCAGCCUAGUCUUGGGCUUCAGUACAUUAUGGAUGCCAUACGUGGUUAUAAUAACAGCCAGUCUGCUUUUAGGCUUCUGUCUACCUUCUUUUAUUGGGGUGAACCUUAUGUGGUUGGAGUGCACAAACAGUGUCCAAGCAGGUGUGAUGUUCUGGGUAAAGAGCUGCACACGAGGGCCUUACGUGAGAGUACCGACAAGUGUGUGCUCAUGGGAGGUGUACUGGCAUUUGAGUCAACAAAGUGAUAUGAAACUCCUUUCACCUGUGUUGAUCACAAAGAAUAAACUUUAUGUUUAAUACGUUUAUACAGUUGUAAGUCGUAACAGUUUCAAUGUGGUCCUAAAUGAAUUGCAAGUUGGUUCAAACUGCAUUUGGAACUAUAUACACUGCUGGCCAAAACUAUUGGCACCCCUGCAAUUCUGUCAUAAUGCUCAAUUUCUCCCAGAAAAUGAUUGCAAUUACAAAUGUUUGGUUGUAAUAUCUUCAUUUAUUUUGCUUGCAAUGAAAAAAAAACACAAAAGAGAAUGAAAAAAAAACUUAAAUCAUUAUUCCGGGCCGGACAAAAGUAUUAGCACCCUUCAGCCUAAUACUUGGUAGCACAACUUUUAGACAAAAUAACUGCGAACAACCGCUUCCGGUAUACAUCAAUGAGUUUCUUACAAUGUUUUGCUGGAAUUUUAGACCAUUCUUCUUUGGCCAACUGUUCCAGGUCUCUGAGAUUUGAAGGGUGCCUUCUCCAAAGUGCCAUUUUCAGAUCUCUCCACAGGUGUUCUAUGGGAUUCAGGUGUGGACUCAUUGCUGGCCACUUUAAGAAGUCUCCAGUAAUUCUCUUAAAUCAUUUUCUAGUGCUUUUUUAAGUGUGUUUUGGGUCAUUUUCCAGCUGGAAGACCCAUGUCCUCUGAGGGAGACCCAGCUUUCUCACACUGGGUCCUACAGUACAUUAUGCUGCAAAAUUUGUUGGUAGUCUUCAGACUUCAUAAUGCCAUGCACUCAGUCAAGCAGUCCAGUGCCAGAGGCAGCAAAGCAACCCCAAAACAUCAGGGAACCUCCGCCAUGUUUGACUGUGGGGACCAUGUUUUUUUCUUUGAAGGCCUCGUUUUUUCCCCUGUAAAGUCUAUGUUGAUGCCUUUUUCCAAAAAGCUCAACUUUUUGACGGAUGGUACGGGUUGACACUGUUGUACCCUCGGAGUGCAGGACAGCUUGAACUUGUUUGGAUGUUAGUUGAGGUUCUUUAUCCAACAUCCGCACAAUUUUUUGUUGAAAUCUCUCGUCAAUUUUUCUUUUCCUUUUCAUCUAGAGAUGUUAGCUACAGUGCCAUGGGCUUUACACUUAUUGAUGACACUGCACACGGAACAUUCAGGUCUUUGGAGAUGGAAUUGUAGCCUUGAGAUUGCCCAUGCUUCCUCACAAUUUUGCUUCUCAAGUCCUCGGACAGUUCUUUGGACUUUUCUCCAUGCUCAAUGUGGUACUCACAUGGACACAGGACCGAGGUUGAGUCAACUUUAAUCCAUUUUAACUGGCUGCAACUGCAAGUGUGAUUUAGUUAUUGCCACCACCUGUUAUGUGCCACAGGUAAGUAACCGGUAGGGAUGGGAAUUGGUUCCAUGUGUGUUUCAAUUUUAUGGAAACGUUUAGCAGUUUAUUUAACGAUUCUCGUAUCGAAUUACGUCUUGUAACUCACGCACGUUGCACACUUUCAAUUCAACAAGUAAGACUACAUGGUUACUCAAAGAGGGACCACUCAACAAGUAUAAUCUGAAGAGUCGUCGCCAAGUGACAUUGCGUUGUUUUUUACAGGCCAGGUUAUUAUUCAUGAAACUAUUUACAGAAAUGGUGAUUUUUCCCAAAAAGUCUAUUAAUCGGUCUAUCGUAUUCCUCGUCAAAUACUCUAUAAGAAAAAUACAACAAAUAUGGUAAAUGGUAAAUGGUGUUAUACUUAUAUAGCGCUUUUCCACCUUUCAAGGCGCUCAAAGCGCUUUACACUACAUCGCCAUGCAUCUAAAAUAAUCCUAAACAAUUUUAUUAGCAAUUUUAAUACUCCAGUUAGAAAGGUUCCUUGGGUAUGCGUUUGUUCCCAUACCAACCAAUGAGUUACUUCCUGUUAUUGUCCUAUGUCACACGCGCUGCGUAUUCUGGGACCGAGAAUAGGCGUAAGGUGUGCAUUUCGAGCAGAGUGUGGCCACCUGUUUAUCUGUGUGCGUCUAUAAACGAAUAUAAGUAUUUCCUCUUCAUGUUUUUAAAUCCCAAUCCAAAAUAAAUCACUACAAUAGUUGAGUCAGGGACCAGAACAGCAAAUGCAUUCAAUAAAGGUUAUAAUGUAUUUUGUUUCACCCUGAAAUUUCACCCAAAACCACAACUUUGCAAAACUUUUUGUGAGUACUUUAAGUAGUGGAUAUAAAAAUACAGAUAAAAGCUGACUGAAUCCAAAGCUUGGAUUAAUAGUGCCAAAGAUCAACUCCACUCUCCGCUCCUUGCGUUCUAACAGACACCCCGAGGCAAAUGAACCAUAAAACAUAUUGAACCCAGAACCUCAUACAGUCCAUUAGUCCAAAUUAGAAUAAUGAGAGAACCGAUAAAGAAACGAAUCGUUAAGCAAUAUUAAUAAUGGAAUCUGAACCGUAAAAAUCGUAUCAAUUCCCAUCUCUAGUAACAGGUGCUGUUAAUUACACAAAUUACAGAAGCAUCACAUGAUUUUUCAAAGGGUGCCAACACUUUUUGUUGAGUUUUGUGUAAAAAUGAUUUUUUUCCCCAUUCUCUUAUGUAUUUUCUUCAUUGCAAGCGAAAUAAAUGAAGAUAUUACUACCAAAGAAUUCAAGAAAAAUCAAACAUUAUCUGACGGAAUUGCUGGGGUGCCAGUACUUUUACUUUUAUUUUUACAUCGUCCAUUUAUAGAAGUGUUGCAAAACUAAAGGGACAACAAAAUCAAAUCAGUUGGUUAAUACGUUGAUGGUUAAAAUGAAAUGAUAAAAGUCCCUCCACAUUUCCACUAAGACAAGCAGUCGAGCUUUUAUGGUUUGGAAUGAUGCGAACUACAUACUAGUACUGCACUAUUUGAGUCUGUUACAGCCACGUGGUGCAAGUGACAAUUGCCACAUUUACAUGGAGCCAAAUAUUCCAAUUACAAUCGGUUUAGAUGUUCAAACCGAAUAAAUGUGUUCCAUAUAAACACCUCAUUCGGAAUGAACAGGCCCAAACCGAAUGGAAUUUCAUUCCGAUUCACAGGGGUGGAAUAUUCCUUUUCCCAAACCGAUUAGAAGUAAAAUUAUAUCAUGUAAACAGGGAAGCGGAAUGGUGUCUGGUUGCGUUCUUUCUGCACAUGCUCCGUACUGACGUGGUGACGUCACUUUGUGACGUAAGUAACGUCACUUGCAACAUGGCUUCCAAGCACACGCACAGCGCACCUAAUUGGAGUCCGGCGGAAAGUUUAUAUCCAUGAAUCCCUCCACCAGCCCACACAACUUUUUAAAUGAACGGCGUGUCAUUCUGAAGUUUUGUUUCCACUCGAAAAGUUAAAACAGCAGCUGAUCUGACGAUCCAUCUCUAUGUUUUGCAACGUGACGCUUUGUUUUGAUUAAUCUGCGCAAGUCAGACGGCAGUUGUCAAACGUCCUUUCGGAAUAAAGGCAGACACAUGUAAACGCUGGAUCGGAAUAGAUGAAGUGACAUGUAAACAGCUGAUCUGAAAUUUCCAUUCGGAAUGAUUUGAAUCGGUAUGAAUAAAAGUCAGCAUGUAAACGUGGCUAUUGUUGUGCAACUAAAUACUAGAGAUGUGUUUUCAUUGUUAUUUCUUUGUUUGUUUCUCAUGAUUCCAUAUAUUUUUCCUCUGAAUGAAGUCAUUCAAUAUUUAUUUCCCUGCACUGUCUCUAUAAAAGUAACAUUUACGGACCACCACAAUGUUUUUUAUUCAUUUCUUUUACUGUUUCUGAAUGCGAAGAGUUUUUGAACUUUUGAAUAAAUUCAAUAUUUUUUCAAGCUUUUUAUUUGAGUUUGUUUUACAUAAUAAAAUAUCUGAAUGCUCGUCCGAGACUGGUGAUUCUAUACUUUUUGGUAGGGGUUGUAUAAUGCAAAUAAGGUUGCUUAAAAGUUGGUGGGGACUAUUUGAGCAUCCUGAAAAGUUGCUUGUGUUAUGUCCCUAUCGUCCAUUUGCAAACCUACGCCCUUGGCUUGAUUACUGACUGGCAUCGCAAAGGUGAGGAGUACACAGGAAAGUGCUUGGUGCCUACAGUAAAACAUGGUGGUGGCAGGGUCCUUAUAUGGGGCUGCAUGAGUGAUGUAGGUGUUGAGUUUAAUAUAAUCAAUUGAAUUAUGAAUUAUGAGAUGUACUGUUGUAUUGGAAAAGAAAAGUUAUCAUCAUUCCAUGGCCCUGUUUGUCGUUCAGAUGUGUUUUCAUUGUUAUUUCUUUGUUUGUUUCUCAUGAUUCCAUAUAUUUUUCCUCUGAAUGAAGUCAUUCAAUAUUUAUUUCCCUGCACUGUCUCUAUAAAAGUAACAUUUACGGACCACCACAAUGUUUUUUAUUCAUUUCUUUUACUGUUUCUGAAUGCGAAGAGUUUUUGAACUUUUGAAUAAAUUCAAUAUUUUUUCAAGCUUUUUAUUUGAGUUUGUUUUACAUAAUAAAAUAUCUGAAUGCUCGUCCGAGACUGGUGAUUCUAUACUUUUUGGUAGGGGUUGUAUAAUGCAAAUAAGGUUGCUUAAAAGUUGGUGGGGACUAUUUGAGCAUCCUGAAAAGUUGCUUGUGUUAUGUCCCUAUCGUCCAUUUGCAAACCUACGCCCUUGGCUUGAUUACUGACUGGCAUCGCAAAGGUGAGGAGUACACAGGAAAGUGCUUGGUGCCUACAGUAAAACAUGGUGGUGGCAGGGUCCUUAUAUGGGGCUGCAUGAGUGAUGUAGGUGUUGAGUUUAAUAUAAUCAAUUGAAUUAUGAAUUAUGAGAUGUACUGUUGUAUUGGAAAAGAAAAGUUAUCAUCAUUCCAUGGCCCUGUUUGUCGUUCAGAUUUCCAACAUGACAGCUUGAUAGCUUUUGUUUUGUAUGUAGGAGAGGGAACCUCUUGUUACCUCACGAUACGAUACGAUUUGCGAUACAAAGCUAACGAUAACGAUCUGACAAUACGGCGAUAU
Molecule: messenger RNA, 6323 nt
Organism: Corythoichthys intestinalis (scribbled pipefish)
Lineage: Eukaryota; Metazoa; Chordata; Actinopteri; Syngnathiformes; Syngnathidae
Exons: 2
Coding region: 488-1507 (339 amino acids)
Cellular component (GO): signaling receptor complex; plasma membrane
Source: RefSeq, a predicted model, not a curated record